Pieris rapae (cabbage white) is the source of this 2802-nucleotide messenger RNA. RefSeq names its product caprin homolog (gene Capr). The record is from RefSeq and is a predicted model, not a curated record. Lineage: Eukaryota; Metazoa; Arthropoda; Insecta; Lepidoptera; Pieridae. Gene Ontology annotation, cellular component: cytoplasm. The transcript has 4 exons. Gene Ontology annotation, molecular function: RNA binding. The coding region runs from base 68 to 1903 and encodes 611 amino acids.
UGUAGAUAGAAUUUGUCUAUUCAGCUACCACCAUAUCCAAUCCAAAAGAAGUUGUUGCCUGUGAAGGAUGCCUUCAGCUGCGAAUGCAAAGUCUGAAAAACCUGCUUCUUCGGAAGUAGUGGAUAAUUCACCAAUAAAACAGAUAAUGACGCUUAUCGAGCACAAGAUACGAAACUUGGAGAAAAGAAAGAGUAAGCUAUCAUCUUACCGUGAACUGCAGAAGGCUGGAAAAGAAUUAAAUGGUGAUCAAAAGGUUGCUGUUGCAAAGUAUGAUGAAGUAGCUCAAACUUUGGAGUUUGCAAGGGACCUUUCAAAACAUGUGGGUACCAUUGCCCUUUCAGCUGAAAGGGAAGCCAAAAAGCAAGCAAAGCGGGAAGCUUGGGUUCGCUAUACUGUAGAUACCAAUAAAAUUCGGGAAGUUCUUCUGGUUUUGGACUGUAUUAUGCAAAUGGGCAGUGCUGAAGUGCGAAAUGAUUUUCUAAAUGGCACCAAUGGAGCGGCAAAGCUUACAGAAGAUGAUUUGAGAAUUCUGGACGACUUAUACCCUGAAGUGACUCCCAAGCAUGAAGAAGGUCAAUCUGGAUUUCAUGCCCAAACUGUCAAAGCAGCAGAACAUUUAUACUCUAUUAUUGAUGGUAAACCAAAAGAAAUACUGGGUACAACUUAUGCUCAUAUAAAGGAAAUUGUGACAUUAAUUCAUGAAUGUGGAUACUUUGACAAAACACCUGAAGCACCUGUACAAGAAAUAGAGGCUGUUGAGAAUCACAUUCCUGAAGAAGUGCUAGCCCCAGCACCGCAACCACCAGAGCCUUCGGAUGAAGUAGAACAGCCGGCACCUAUGUAUCCUCCUCACAUGGGUAUCCCCACAGCACCCGCUCCAAAUGUGGUACCGACACCUGGAUAUCCCAUGAGUCGACUCCCCCCCAUCACACUCCAAGAAGUUGAACACGCCUACUUCGCUCAACAGUAUCCUCAACAGAGGCCCAUCUCUGAAGUCAUAGGCUCCCAAAACUUCUUCUUUCUACAGGAAUCUGAAAUUGACAGCCCCGUCGGAACACCACAACCUCCCAUGAUGAAUCAGGCUUCACCACCGGCACCGAUCCCCAGUCAGACGUUCACGAAUCAACACUUUGUGCAACUUCCCCCAAAUCACAUUCCAGAAGGUAACAUGACGAUGCCGCCGCAGCCCCACUACCCACCGCACCCCGAGCACUUCGCGGGUGUGCCCUUGCCCAUUCCUGGCCAUCCGCAGCCCCAUCCCCAGGCUCACAUCAUCCCUCAACAAGCGCACCCACAGGCGAUGCAUGCUCAGCAUCUUCCCCCUCAAGGGAUACCGGCGCCGAUCAUUCAUCCGGAGCCCGUCCAACAAAACUCAGUCGAACAGGCUCCGGCCGACGAGCACGAGGCGCAAACGCCGGUAGAAGACAAAAACGAAACAGAAGAGAAAGAGAGCAGAAGUCCCGAUCGAGAGGAUGGCGAUCGCAAGACCCAAGGCCAGGGCGACGGACAGAACAGAUUCAGGCGAUUCCGCGGUGGCGGCAGGGGUGCCCCCAACGGUUACCGUGGGCGCGGCAACUUCCAAAACAGGCAAAACAGCGAUGGAUACUACAACAGACACGGAGAAUACCAGAAUAGGCCCAAAGAGGGGUUCCACAAUCGGCAAUACAACGACAACUAUCAGAACAGACACAAGGACUACCAGAGCAGAGGAAACGACGGUUACUAUGGCAACGGCGACACGGACACCCACCAGACGGAGAACGGUCGAGACAGAUAUGGAGACUCUCAGGGGUACCAGGGUGGCUUCAAGAGCAGGGGCAGGGGAGGGGCGCGGGGUUCGGGGCGGGGAGCCCCUCGGCCAUCGAGAUCGCACUACAACCGGAAGCAGGAGAACGUCGAAUAAGCCCCAUGGCGAACUCGGCUUCACAUAAGCGACUCACUAUCGGACUAAAUCAUUCGUGAAAGGCAAAUUUCACCGGCAACAACGCGCUGUGGUAACAACAAGAGAUUAAGAUAAUAAAAAAAAUAAAAAUCUCAACAAAAAAAAAGUAAAAUAAUAAAACUCGAAACUAAAUAAAAAAUAAGCUACCUUGAAUUUAGAUGUAUGAUAUAUGCGUUAUUGUAAGUUACGUUAACUCUAGAUUCGUGUAAGGCAAUUGUCACGUGACCCGGAAAUUCCCGAAGGCCCUAGCUGGAGGCCCGAUGGAGCCCCGAGCCGUCUUCGGUCAGUCACUCGUGUAUCCUCGAAAUAAGUACAGGAUAAUGCACAUAAGUUCGCUUUCGGAUAUUCCCUUGAUCGAUUAUUUUGAAUUAUACAGUAUAACCCUUGCUGAGUUUGGCUUUUAUAUUUAUUUCAUUUCUAUAAUUUUUGUACAUACUGAUAAUCUUUUUUUUUAUUUUGCCCCCAUUACUUCCCAAUAAAUGUUUUACAAGUCUAGUUUUAAAUGUUUAAUACAUGGAAAUAAAAUGUUACUCUUAGCUAUUUGAACCUAUACAUAUAACGGAAAUAUAAUUUUUAAUUAUAUAACUAAAUGUUGGAAUCAAGUUAUAGACGGCACAAGAAUCUUGUUAUGAACUAUGAAGUAGAGAAUAUUUUAUGGGAAUAUAGUCUCAUUGAGUAUUAUUGUAAAAUAAAUUAAUAAAAUGGUUUAGUGUUUUAACUGUUAAAAGUUCAUUAAAGUAUAUAUAAAAAACGGGAGGUAAUGGGUUUUUAAAUCAAGACUUAUUGAAGCGACAAAUGUUUCCUUAAAUUUAUUUGACCUGUUAGGCUGUGUGCAAGCAAAUAAAGUAUUCUAUGAACAA